Molecule: messenger RNA, 666 nt
Organism: Adineta ricciae
Lineage: Eukaryota; Metazoa; Rotifera; Eurotatoria; Adinetida; Adinetidae
Source: the annotation of a GenBank genome assembly
AUGUGUGAUCUUUAUUGUGAUACCACAUUUAGUAAAUCAAAUAUCGAAGAUAAAUUUAAAUGUGGUUCAAAAACUAAUUCACGAAUAUGGGCUGUUUAUGGUUUAAAAUACAUGUGUUUGGACAAUUUUAUUUAUGUAAAAGAAUUAUACCAAUGUAUGAAUUCAGAUUUAUCAUCACCGGACGCAUACAUUUACGAUGGAAAAAUACCAUGGAAUAGUUUUCUAAAAAUUAUUCAUAAGUUAAAUUUAACAAAAUCGGGUGUUAGAAUACGUUUUGAAAAUGAUAGUAUCAUUGAUCCUAAGUGGAAAUGUUUCGAAACAGAUUCAUCUAUGGAAAUGUACAUACAUUUUCAGUAUUUUCAUACAACCACCGAUUAUGUAUUACAACGUGGCUGUUUAAAGUUAUUUAGACAUAUAUCGUUUCGACGUGCAGGUAUUCCUACAUUACGUGUAAUCAAUUUAAAAGAUAAUGUUUCAUUAUCUGAAUACAAUCAAGUUUCUGAAAAUGAUCAAAAGUAUUUAAAAUUAUUGAUUGAUGGAUGUCCAAGGAAUUGGUUUGAUUUAAAUCGUCAUUGUUAUCGAAUAUCAAAUACAAAAGUUUAUAAGUUUAAAAGUUUAAAACUCGAGUGCUCGAAUUCUGAACUGAAAGAUUUAGAAUUCGAAUGA